AUGUCGCUCCACAACCAUAUUUGCGGCUGCUACUUUACACUCAACAACUACCGUCGGAAAUAUCUGCCUCAGAUUCGCCUGGAGUCGCACACAACAAUCAGCCCCGUGGCCUUCACGACUGAGCUCACACAAACUUUCUACAACCCCACCAGUGAAUCAAUCAAGUCGCUAAGAUACGCAUUCCCGCUCUACGAUGGAGUCGCAGUGAAUGGAUACAGCAUCAGCUACGACAACAAGACCAUCGUCGGCGUGGUGCAACAAAAUGAAGAUGCCAGGCAGACCUUUCAGGCAGCAGUCGAUCGAGGGGAGACCGCCGGCCUCCUGGAAUCGUUGCCUGCGGGUGUGUUUGGCGUUACGCUUGGGAAUGUUCCCGCGAACGCGGAGAUCGUGGUCGAACUCACAUACGCUGGCGAGCUGAAGCACGAUGCUUCGAUCGACGGACUACGAUACAAUCUGCCGACAUCGAUUGCGCCCCGAUAUGGAUCCUACCCUGGAGAGCUGCUACAGUCAGAUGCCGUCAAUUCAAGAGGCAUCAGCAUCACCGUCGACAUCGACAUGGGGAAGUCUGCGAUUCGGCGAGUACAAUCGCCGUCCCACCCAAUCGCACUUUCUAUGGGCGAGUUGUCGACAAGCGCAAAGGAUAGCAAAAACCCACCGCCCUUUUCGCCAUCGCAAGCUUCGGCAGCAUUGACACAAGGCACGACAGAGCUCUCUGGCGACUUCAUUCUCCAGCUGCUGAUCGACGACAUCAGCAAGCCCCAGGCGAUACUCGAAGUGCACCCCACGCUGCCAGCUCAACGAGCGAUCAUGACCACGAUGGUGCCGAAGUUCACACUGGAACCGGCAUACCCCGAGAUCGUUUUCAUUGCCGAUCAAUCAGGCAGCAUGUCAGGCGCGAAGAACGUAGCCCUUGUCAAAGCCCUCAAGGUCUUCCUGAAAUCGUUGCCUGUUGGCGUACGCUUCAACAUUUGCGCAUUCGGCAGUCGACACGAGUUCCUCUGGCAGACAUCACAGGCGUACAGCGAGGCAAACGUGAAGACGGCCUUGUCGUUCGUUGAAAAACUCUCAGCAAGCUAUGGCGGCACAGAGAUCUUUCCGCCGAUAGAGGAUACCUUUAAGCGACACCUCAAGGACAUGCCUCUUGAAGUCAUGCUCCUUACCGAUGGCGAGGUCUGGGCCGAGGAAAGACUCUUUGGCUUCAUCAACGACCAGAUUAGGGAGAAGAAGGUCGACGCUCGUGUCUUUGCGCUGGGAAUUGGGCAGGACGUGUCGCACACUCUCGUCGAAGGUGUAGCCCGUGCCGGGAAUGGCUUUGCUCAAUUCGUCACGCAGAAUGAGGAUACUGAUCAAAAGAUCAUACGUAUGCUCAAGGGUGCCUUGUAUGCACAUACGAAGGACUAUGAGCUCGAGGUUCACUAUGCCGAUGAAGAGAAGAUGCAAGAGGAUGAUGACUUUGAGAUCGUGGAGAAGGUCAACGAUUGCCUGGUGAUCAAAGACCAACCUCCUGGAGAGAAAGCGCCGCCUGCGGAAGUGAAACCACAAUCAUUCUUCGACACCUCCGCGGACCUCGACAAGCCGGCCGACAAACCCCAAGGAGCGGACAGGUAUGCUCAUCUCCCAACAAUCGACGAGCCCAAGGUUCUACAAGCACCCGCCGACAUCCCGCCACUCUUCCCCUUCAACCGCACCACAGCAUAUCUCCUCCUCGGCCCAGACUCCGCGCAAAAAGAUGUCAAGUCAGUCACGCUACGAGCCAAGUCGCCACAGGGCCCACUGGAGCUGAACAUCCCCAUUCAAGGUGUUCAAUCUGGUACAAGCAUCCACCAGCUAGCGGCCAGGAAAGCUAUACAAGAACUGGAGGAAGGCCGUGGCUGGUUACAUUUUGUGACUGUGCAAGAUGCAAAUGGAGAGGUUGGGAUCAAGAAAAAGUAUGAGAGUCGUUUUGACGAGAUUGUGGAAAGGGAAGGAGUUCGUCUCGGAGUGAAGUUCCAAGUGGCGAGCAAGUGGACUUCUUUCGUUGCGGUUGAGGACCACGAGAAUGAGACAAUGCAGGAGGAGCAACCCCACUGGGAAGACGCUCAGCAACAGAGGUCGUACCAGCCCGAAGCAUAUCCAGCAAGCGGAGGACUCUUUGGUCAGGCACAGCAACAGCAGCAACAGCAGCAGCAGCAGCAGCAGCAGCAGCAAGCAUACGGAUCAGCGGGAGGCCUCUUCGGCACACAACAAGCCAUGGGACAGAGUAACACCAUGAACUUCUCUGGUGGGAGUCUCUUCGGGAACGUGGCCGCCUCUACUCAAGCUGGAUACGCUCCUCUAUCGGUGGACGCCCUGCCAGGACAAAGCUCACUGUUCAGCGCCGCACCACCAACCCAGCCCAUGAUGGCGAGGAGAAUGGCUCCAACAGCAUUUGGAAGCGCUUCGUCUGCAAGUACAGCCUCUUCAUCGGGAGGUGCAGGUGUCUCACGCUUCCUGCGAGAGGAGGAAGAGGACGAAGACGAGGACAUGGGCUACGGUCUCUUCGAUGCCCCUGCUACUGCAGCUGCUGCUUCUCCUCCUCCACCGCCAGCCCGAAAGAGAAAGUCCACAAACAACCCCCUCCACGACCUCAUUGACCUCCAAACCUUCUCUGGCUCCUGGUCCUGGAACGAAGACGUCUUCGCCGCCGCUGGGUUGGACGUCAACACUGUGGACAUCUCCAAACUUGACAAAGACCCGGAUGUCGCUGCCACAGCGCUGAUUGUGGCGUAUUUCGAGACGAAACUGGCGGGGAAGAGGGAUGUCUGGGAGAUGGUAGUGUCGAAGGCGAGGAGUUGGUUGGCUGUGCAGCUGGGAGGGAAGGGGAAGGUGGAUGAGGUGAUGAAGGAGGCGGUGAGAGUUAUUGAGAGGAAUUAG
Messenger RNA from Zasmidium cellare ATCC 36951, 2892 nucleotides. RefSeq lists its product as uncharacterized. Bases 1 to 2892 code for a protein of 963 amino acids. Lineage: Eukaryota; Fungi; Ascomycota; Dothideomycetes; Mycosphaerellales; Mycosphaerellaceae. The record is from RefSeq and is a predicted model, not a curated record. The transcript has 3 exons.